UGGGGGUCUGACCAAAAGGCGGCUCUCGUUUUAAAAGACAUACUUUCCGCUUCUCUCCUCCUUUCACGCGGUCUCUCUCUCUCUCUCCCUCCAGCUCUGGUUCCGAGACGUCCCUAGGUGAGCAGAGAGCCCAGCCCGUAGCGGCGUUCACAGCUGAGGUAACAGACGCGAGGGGCACCUCGCUGGAACACCGGCACAGACGCAGAGUUGGAGAAGAAGAACUCCUUCAGGUGGACAUCGUUUCUUCAUCGUUCAACCGAACGCGUUCUGAACUUCUGAAGACCCAAACUGCAACCCGUUGAGUGACAAAAGCUUUGAUUUCUGAUUGGCUGCAGGACCCAAAAACGAGGACAGAUCGGAAUAUCCAAAACCAAGCCAUUGACAUUACGCAACCCUUGCGACAGAAACAAUCAUGGGUCCAAAAAGCCUUCUAGGCUACCUCUUCCUGACUGUGCUCAUCAGUAUGAGCCACACGGGCCUGGUGAAGAAGAUGCUUCGGCAUCGACGAGCCACACUGACACAGCCCAGAGACAACAUCACCCUGCCCAGCGUGGACCAACCGGUGGUGUUCAACCACGUCUACAACAUCAACGUCCCUGCCGGGUCCCUGUGCUCCGCUGACCUGGAGUCCCCCGGGGGAAGCCAGCUGGAGCCCCGAGAUGCACCUGCGUUCUCGGGCCUUCGCACCACCGACCACACCCUGGACGGGGAGAACCAGAUUGUCUUCACCCACCGUAUCAACAUCCCCAAGCAGGCCUGUGGCUGCUCCGAUGGGCAUCAAGACCUAAAGGACCUCCUCAGCAGGCUGGAGAUGCUGGAAGGGGAGGUGUCCUCGCUGAGGGACCAGUGCUCUGGAGAUGCUGGGUGCUGUAGUGCUCAGGUCACAGGUGCGGUGGGGACCAAGCCGUACUGCAACGGCCGUGGCAACUUCAGUGCGGAGUCGUGCGGUUGUGUUUGUGAGGCUGGCUGGAAGGGAGCUAACUGCAGCGAGCCUGAAUGCCCCAAUGACUGCCAGGACCAGGGUCGGUGCGUAGACGGGAAGUGUGUUUGCUUCAAGGGCUUCGCCGGAGAGGAUUGCACUCUGGAAGUUUGCCCAGUGGACUGUGGAGAGAACGGCCAGUGUCAGGGUGGAGGGUGCGUCUGUUCCGAAGGAUUCAGCGGUGACGACUGCUCUCAGACCGACUGCCUGAACAACUGCCUGGGCCAUGGGCGCUGCGUGGAUGGAGAGUGCAGGUGCGAAGAGCCUUGGACCGGAUUCGACUGCUCCGAGCUCAUUUGCCCCAACGAUUGUUACGACCGUGGCCGCUGCAUCAACGGAACCUGCUACUGCGACGAAGGUUUCACCGGGGAAGACUGCGGAGAGCGCACCUGUCCCGACAACUGCAACGGCCGUGGGGCCUGCGUGGACGGACAGUGCGUGUGCAGCCCCGGCUACUCUGGAGAAGACUGCUCCAAGCUCACUUGCCUCAACGACUGCAACGAUCGAGGCAGCUGUUUCAACGGCAUGUGCAUCUGCGACUCUGGCUACCAAGGGGAGGACUGCAGCCAGCUGGCAUGCCCCAACAACUGCAACACCAGAGGGCAGUGCAUCAACGGCCAGUGCGCCUGCGACGUAGGCUUCCAAGGGUACGACUGCUCCGAGAUCUCCUGCCCUAACAACUGCCUCGACAGGGGGCGCUGCGUCAACGGCCAGUGCGUGUGCGACGAAGGCUUUACCGGCGAGGACUGCAGCGUGAAGACUUGCCCCUCAGACUGCUACGGUCGCGGUGAGUGUCAGGACGGCCGCUGCGUGUGCUACGCCGGCUUCGUCGGUGAGGACUGCAGCGAGCUAGCCUGCCCCAACAACUGCCUGAACCGCGGACGAUGCAUCGACGGGCAAUGCGUCUGCGACGAGGGUUUCAACGGGGAGGACUGCGGCAUGAAGGCGUGUCCCAAUGACUGUCUGGGCCGUGGGUACUGUGCGGACGGUAACUGCGUCUGCCAGGAGGGGUACUCGGGGCUCGACUGCUCUGUUCUCACCUGUCCGGACAACUGCAACAGUAGAGGGCGCUGCGUCAACGGAAGGUGUAUAUGCGAGGCUGGCUACACGGGACUGAACUGUGGAGAGCUGAGCUGCCUCAACAACUGCCAGGACAGAGGGCGCUGCGUGGAUGGACGGUGUGUCUGUGAUGAGGGGUACAUCGGUGACGAUUGCUCGGAAGUCUCUCCUCCCAAGGACCUGACUGUAACUGAAAUCACCACAGAGACAGUGGACUUGAACUGGACAAACGACAUGUUGGUCACAGAGUACCUGGUGACCCACGUGCCUACUGCCCCAGGAGGACUGUACCAGGAGUUCACCGUACCAGGAGACAAGACAUCUGCCACCCUCACAGAGCUGGAACCUGGCAUUGAGUAUCUGAUCAACGUGUACGCCAUCUUGAGCAACAAGAGGAGCAUCCCUGUUAGUGCCAGAGUUGCCACAUAUAUCCCCCAGCCAGAGGGUUUGAAGUUCAAGUCGGUGAGGGAGACUUCCGUGGAGGUGCUUUGGGACCAGCUGGACAUUCCCUUUGAUAACUGGGAGCUCCAAAUCCAAAACACGAAAGAAGAGAAUGGGAAAAUCCUGAACACGCUUCCACCCGCUCAGACUACAUUUGAUCAAACUGGUCUUGGACCUGGUCAGGAGUAUGAAGUCUCCAUUGGCAUCGUCAAGAACAACACCAGAGGACCCCAGUUGACAAAAAAGUUUACUACCAGGAUCGACGGACCUCAGCAGGUGGAAGUGAAGGACGUUACGGACUCGUCCGCCCUGGUCGUCUGGUCACGGCCCGUGGUCCAGCCGGACAGACUGACCGUGUCCUACGGGCCCAGCUCAGACUCGUCCCAGAGAACCAGCGUGGAGCUCUCACCUGCGGAUAAACAGUACAACAUCGAAGCUUUAAGCCCCAACACAGAAUAUGAGAUCUCUCUGACAUCCGGGAGAGGAGAUAUGACUAGCGAGCCCGUCCUUGAAAUCUUCACCACUGAUCUGGAUUCCCCCAGGGAGCUAGAGCCCCUGAGCCAGACAGACGACAGCAUCACCCUGGAGUGGAGAAACAGCCAGGCAGAUGUGGACAGCUACAGGGUCAAGUACAGCCCCUUCUCUGGGGGUUCCCACGGCGAGGAACUCAUCCCACGGAGCCCUGGAGACACCACCCUGGCCACCAUCACUGGACUGAAGCCAGGCACCGAGUAUGGGAUAGGAGUGACCGGUGUGAAGAAGGAAAGAGAGAGCCUUCCGGCCACCACAAACGCAGCUACUGACCUAGAUGCACCCAAAGACCUGGAGAUGAGUGAGUCCACAGAGACCACCAUGACUCUGGUGUGGAAAAGACCCCAGGCCAAGAUCAGCUGGUACAAGCUGGUGUACAUCUCCAGGGCUGGGCGGAGGGAGGAGGUGCAGGUUCCUGGAACAGCUACCAGCUUUGUCCUGACCAACCUGAAUCCUGGCAUGAUCUACACCAUCAGCCUGACUGCUGAGAGAGGACCCAGGAAGAGUGCACCUGCCACUUUAUCUGCCUCCACAGCACCCAAGUCUACCUCACCUGACGUAAUUGCUCUAAGUGUCAAAGACGUUUCCACUCUCCAGCCCGCUCCAGAUAUAGGAGCUGGAGCUGUUAGUCCCAGACUCAUAGCCCUGACUACUCCAUCCCACAUACCUCCUUCUGGGAGCUUUACCUCCGAACCGAAGGGCUCAAGCAUGGAGACCCAUGGGCUGGGAGAACUUCAGGUCACUGGCGUGACCCCCAAUGGCCUGAGCCUAGACUGGGCUGCACCCGAGCGGACAUUUGAUCGCUUCGUGGUGGAGCUGAACGCUCUGUCAGGAGAGGCGCAAGCUCACGGGGUAACUGUGCCAGGAGGUAUGAGGAAAGUCCACGUUCCAGGCUUGUCCCCUAAGACGCACUAUGAGGUUACUUUGUAUGGGAUGGUGGAGGGGCAGCGGUCUCUGCCUCUCACAGCUUUUGCCAACACAGAGGAACUGAAGCCCCAGGUGGUGAACCUCACCAUCUCUGACAUCACCUGGGACAGCUUCACUGUGUCCUGGAGUCCCCAGGACGGGGACUUUGAGAGCUUUGUCCUAGAGCUGACAAACCUAGACGGGGGUUCGGAAAGCCAAAACCUCACUUUGUCCGGGGACGCCUUCAGCCUGGGUAUCCCCGGGCUCAGUCCCAACACCGCCUACAUGGUGGGUCUGUACGGCCUCCACCAGGGCUCCUUCCUAGAGCCUGUGUAUGCCGAGGCCACCACAGUGAGCGAGCCAGUGGUUGGCAAUCUUUAUGUGUCUAACUUAACAUCUGAGAGCUUCUCCAUCUCCUGGAAUGGCACUGAUGGACAGUUGGAUGGUUACAUCCUAGAAGUUAUUGACUCAAGCUGGCUGAGCGAACCAGAGGAACAUAACAUAUCCCACAAUGCAAUGUCCCAUGACCUCACAGGGCUAAGGCCCAGCACUGACUAUAUAGCCUACCUCUAUGGAAUUGUCAAAGGAUCGCGAACAAAAGCUGUCAGUACUGUUGCGUCAACAGCUGCAGAGCCUGACUUGUCCAGACUGGUUGUAUCUAACGUUACCUCAGACCGACUAUCCCUGUAUUGGAGAACGGGGGAGCAGACAUUUGAUAACUUUGUAGUAGAGCUCAGAGAGUCUGCUGUGCCCUCUACGGCCAUGGGGCGGGUUCUCCCCGGGGAUGCCCGAUCCACAGUCAUGACAGGGCUUAAAGGGAGCACAGGCUACAACAUUAAACUGUACGCCAGUUCUGGCGGCCGUAACACAAAGUCCCUGUUCGCUGUAGCUACUACAGAACCUGUCCCACAGUUGAGCGCCAUAGCUGUGUCCGAUGUAAACCCAGAUAACCUCACCCUUUCCUGGAGCAAAGUGGCAGGCCACUUUGAUGGCUUUGUCAUCCGGGUCAGUGACAAGGAGCAGCUGCUUGACACACUAGAGUUGCGGCCCCAGGGCCAGGUCCAGAACGUGACCGUCACUGGUCUACAGGAUGACACUGCCUAUGACAUUGAGCUGUAUGGUAUCUCUCAUGGCCACCGUACCCCUUCACUCGUAACCAAUGCGGUCACAGCUCCGCUACCCACGGUGAAAAACCUGACCGUUUCGGACGUAACCCCAUUUGGCUUCCGUGUCUCCUGGGAGGCCAGCGAGCAGCAGGAGGGGACUCCUGGUGGCGGCUUCAGCCACUUUCAGAUAGUGAUAUCGGACUCGGGCUGGCUUCUGGAGCCCCAGGAGAUCACAGUCCCGGGCAACCAGAGCCAACUGGAUAUCUGGGGUCUGAUCACUGGCAUAGGCUAUGAGGUCAAGCUGACCGGGGUGUCUAAGUCUGGACUUCUUUCUCGGCCUCUGACCACAGUGGCUGUGACAGAGGCAGAGCCAGAAGUGGAGCACAUGUUCGUCUCGGACAUCACAGAUGAGAGUUUCCAACUUGCGUGGACAGCUGGUGAAGACUUGUUUGACAGAUUUGUCAUCAAAAUCAGAGACAUCAGAAAGACAACGCAUCCGCAGGAAUUCAACGCCUUCGGUGACGAGAGAACCAAGGUUUUAACGGGCCUUACCGGUGGCACCGAGUAUGAAAUCGAACUCUUUGGCGUCACUCUGGAACGGCGCUCCCAAUCAAUGUUUGGUGUUGCCCGAACAGGCAUGGCUUCUCCAAGGGGAAUACACUUCUCAGAGGUGACCGACACGUCAGCCGUGGUUCACUGGACCACGCCACGCACCCAAGUUGACAGCUAUCGCAUCAUCUACCUACCACUCAUGGGAGGUGGUCCAUUGACAGUGACUGCUGAUGGGACAGAGUCCAAGGCCCUGCUUCCUAGCAUGACUCCAGGUGCGACUUACCAGGUGACGGUGAUAGCUGUGAAGGGCCUGGAAGAGAGUGACCCAGGGACAGACACAGUGACCACAGCUCUGGACAGACCCCAGGGUCUGGCUGCUGUCAACGUCACAGCCACGUCAGCUCUGCUGCUAUGGCAACCGGCUGUAGCCACAGUGGAUGGCUAUGUCAUUACCUACAGUGCAGAAUCAGUGUCCCCCGUGAUCGAACAUGUCUCUGGGAACACGGUGGAGUUUGAGAUGGGCUCCCUGGUUCCUGCCACCCACUACACCAUAGGGGUCUACGCCAUGAGGGACGCCCAGAAGAGCGUUUCGGCCACCACAGAGUUCACCACAGACGUGGACGCUCCCACGGACCUGGUAGCCAGUAACAUCCUGACAGACAGUGCCACGCUGACCUGGAAGCCCCCUCGCGCCACCAUCACAGGCUACGUCCUGACCUUCUCGUCAGCCGACGGCAUCGUCAGGGAGGUCGUGUUAAGCCCUACAGCCACAUCGUACAGUAUGAACCAGCUAACAGGAUCCACAGAAUACAGCGUCAGACUGCAGGCCAUCGCUGGUGCCCAGAGGAGUCAUCGAGUCAACACUGUCUUCACCACCAUUGGAGUGCUGUACAGACUACCCAAAGACUGCGCACAGGCCUUCUUAAAUGGAGAGACCAGCUCAGGUCUGUACACCAUCUACCUUGGAGGAGAAGAAAGCCAGCCCAUACAGGUGUACUGUGACAUGACCACGGAUGGAGGAGGAUGGAUGGUGUUUGUGAGGCGGCAGAAUGGAAAGAUGGAGUUCUUUAGGAACUGGAAAAACUACACCACUGGCUUCGGUGACAUGAACGAUGAGUUCUGGCUUGGUCUUGCCAACCUCCACAAGAUCACGUCUGCUGGCCAGUACGAGCUGCGUGUCGACUUGAGGGAUGGAGGGGAGGAGGUAUACGCCAAAUAUGACAAGUUCACCAUUUCAGAGCCUCGCUCCAGAUACAAGGUCCACAUAGGAACCUACAGUGGAACUGCAGGUGACUCCAUGACCUACCACCAGGGCCGCCCCUUCUCCACUUUCGACAACGACAAUGACAUUGCCGUCACCAACUGCGCCCUGUCCUACAAGGGUGCAUUCUGGUACAAAAACUGUCAUCGCGUCAACCUCAUGGGAAAAUACGGCGACAGCAGUCACAGCAAGGGUAUCAACUGGUUCCAUUGGAAGGGACACGAGCAUUCGGUUCCGUUUGCAGAGAUGAAGAUCAGACCGGUGAACUUCGGAAACUUUGAAAGCAGGCGGAAACGAUCAUAGACUUCAGACCCCCCCCCCCCCCCCCCCCCCAACGUCCACCCCUUAAACUUCUGUUGACAACAUGAACAUUAACAAACAUCGUUGUGUUUGCCACGUACCCCUGCACUGACUUCAUCCCCAAUUCUCAAUCAUAAACAAAGAGUCAGAACAAUCACACACUGGCUCUGAAUAAUGUGAUGGAAGUAUCACACCCGAGACGGCACGAUUUGAUUGAUGGAAAAUGUCACGGAGCUCUUGUAUGUAUAGUAUAGUUUUGUUUUUACAAGUAGAUGUUUGGUGGAGGGUUUAACAUCCAUCUUGAAUUCCAUUUAAAAGUUGAAAUUAGGUCACUACUAUUAUUUCUACCAAAGAUAUUUUACAGCUGAGUGUCAGACUUUACUGUAGAUGACACCAGUGAACCAGGAGUUUGUCAAAGGCACAUGGCAUCGUGGCAUGAUGCCACCUGCAACCCAAUGUACAGACAAGAAAGAAGAUCUCUCUCCGAAAACAAUGACAAAAAGGCAAGACUUAUUAUGUAUAAUUUGAAUUUACCAUAGAGUACAGAGAGGGUGUCUUUAAACUGACUGCUGUGAGGAUGAACUAUCACCAGUUAGGAUUAUACUAGCUAUCUCAAACCACUGAUGCCGAUCAACUCAAAUUUAUGUUUAUAUUUUUGCUCGUUGUCAACUAAAUGAAGAACAGAUAUUUGUCUGUAACUCUCUUGACAAUAAAAGAUAC
This is a messenger RNA of Hypomesus transpacificus, 7855 nucleotides long. Its product is annotated as tenascin-like. The record is from RefSeq and is a predicted model, not a curated record. NCBI's taxonomy places the organism in Eukaryota, Metazoa, Chordata, Actinopteri, Osmeriformes, Osmeridae. The transcript has 28 exons. The coding region runs from base 413 to 7138 and encodes 2241 amino acids. Gene Ontology annotation, molecular function: protein binding.